This is a messenger RNA of Neoarius graeffei (lesser salmon catfish), 3380 nucleotides long. RefSeq names its product mannosidase, alpha, class 2B, member 2 (gene man2b2). NCBI's taxonomy places the organism in Eukaryota, Metazoa, Chordata, Actinopteri, Siluriformes, Ariidae. The coding region runs from base 63 to 3086 and encodes 1007 amino acids. The transcript is spliced from 19 exons. Gene Ontology annotation, biological process: mannose metabolic process. The record is from RefSeq and is a predicted model, not a curated record. Gene Ontology annotation, molecular function: carbohydrate binding; alpha-mannosidase activity. Gene Ontology annotation, cellular component: lysosome.
AGAAGAAGUCAGUCAGUCAUAUGAUGUCUUGAGAUGGGUUGUAGUGCAGUUUAUCUAGAAAGAUGAAGUAUUCACAGCUGUUUCUUGGUUUAUUGUGUGUUUCUGUCUCCGUGAGUUAUUCCACAAAUCUAAUCCAGACCUUCGUCAUCCCUCACAGUCACAUGGAUGUCGGAUGGGUGUACACAGUUCAGGAGAGCAUGCAUGCUUAUGCAUCAAAUGUGUACACCACCGUUGUGGAGGAGCUGACACGAGUUAAGAAUCGCAAAUUCAUUGCGGUUGAGCAGGAAUUCUUCCGACUUUGGUGGAAUACCACAGCGUCUCAGUGGCACAAGAAUCAGGUGAGACAGCUUCUGCAGGAAGGGCGUCUGGAGUUUAUUAUUGGAGGUCAGGUGAUGCAUGAUGAGGCAGUGACGGAUAUUGAUGAUGCCAUCCUUCAGCUGACAGAGGGACAUGGGUUCUUGUAUGAAACGUUUGGCGUCAGGCCUCGCUUCUCCUGGCAUGUUGACCCCUUCGGUGCCUCUGCCACCACUCCGGUCCUUUUUGCCCUGGCUGGAUUUGAUGCUCAUCUCAUCUCUCGUAUUGACUAUGACCUCAAAAAUGACAUGCAGAAGAGCAAGAGACUGCAGUUUGUGUGGAGAGGGUCAGCCUCAUUAGGGAAGGCCCAAGAGAUUUUCACACACACAAUGGACCAGUACAGUUACUGCACACCAUCAUACCUCCCCUUCUCAAACAAGUCAGGGUUUUAUUGGAAUGGAGUUGCUGUGUUCCCAGACCCACCUAAAGAUGGGGUGUAUCCCAACAUGAGCCUCCCAGUUACAAAGGACACUUUGGAGCCCUAUGCCCAAACCAUGGUGACCAAUAUUAAACAAAGAGCCCAGUGGUUCCAGACUAACCAUCUUCUCUGGCCUUGGGGAUGUGAUAAGCAGUUCUACAAUGCCUCUGUGCAGUUCAGAAAUAUGGAUGUGUUAAUGAAUUACAUCAACCAGCAUAGUGAGAAGUUUGGUGUGACUGUUCAGUAUGCUACUCUUAAAGACUAUUUCCAAACUUUGUACCAAUCAAAUAUGUCCUGGGAGGUGAGGGGAAGUCAAGAUUUUCUCCCAUAUUCCACUGAGCAAUUCCAGGCAUGGACAGGGUUCUACGCCUCCAGGAAUGUUCUGAAAGGAGUUGCAAGGAGAGCCAGUUCCCUUUCCCAUGCUGCAGAGUCUUUGUUUGUGCGGUACCGGAUCAAGUACCCUGAUGGCCCUGUCCAGAAAGAAUGGGCUAUGGACAAGCUCAAAUCCAUCAGAUGGGCUGUCUCUGAGGUUCAACAUCAUGAUGGCAUUACAGGAACGGAAUCACCAAAGGUGGCUGAUAUGUACAUGGAUCACCUCAUGCAAGGGAUGAUGGGAGUGCAAGAACUCUUAGCAGCCAUGUUUCUUCUUCCUCAAAAUCCUGGCAUUCCUGUUGACUCCUUUAACCCAGAGUUGUCAAAGGCCCUUGAGCAGCACAUCAUUGUGUACAACCCACUUGCGUGGAACAUUACAACCUACAUCAACAUUUCUGUAAAAUAUCCAAUGGCACUUGUGUUUGAUGAUGAUGGGAAAGCAGUUCCUGCUCAGAUCCAGCCAUCUGCAGAGUCACCGGAUGACUAUGAUCUUUUCAUUGUGGUGGAACUGGGUGGACUUCAGUACAGAAAAUACCUCAUCCAGUUCCCACAAUCAAAGUGUAACACUGGUUCUACGUGUGGACUCACUUACACAGCGAGGGUGGUGAAUUUUAAGAGACGGAACGUUAGUGAGUGGAAGAAAACGGGGAGAAUGCUCUUACCUGUGCUGAACGACUGCUACGUACUGCUGUUCGACCAAGAGACAAAUCUUCUGCAUAGUAUAAAACUCAGGCAUGAAAAGAAGACCAUUAAGAUACAGCAAGACUUUUGGGAAUACAAGGCCAAUGGAGAUGUCCAUGCUGGGCCUAUCUCCGAUAACUAUGUCUUUACAGCCAAUGAUUCUGUUCCUGGGUACAAAUCUGUCUCGAUGCAAAUAAUUCCAGGGACAAUCAUUUCUGAAAUACGUCAAUAUUUCUACAGGGAUGAAUCUGAUAAGAACCACACUUACUCAGUGGUCACCCAGGUGCCGGUGGGUUUCAAGGACAAGUUAUUGUGCCAGAGAUUGGAUCAGAGCUAUGUGGUGGGCCCUCUACUGGUGAACAGAGAAGCUGUACUCAGAACCAUCACUAGUCUUAGUAACAACAGGACAAUAUAUACUGAUGAUAACGGCUACCAGAUGAUGAAGAGGGAGUAUAAGAAGUAUAUUAACAAUACGUUAUCUCGAAACUACUACCCAAUGGUACGAGGAGCAUACAUCGAAGAUGAUGACAGCAGAUUGGUGUUACUCAGCGAGAGAGCGCAUGGGGUAGCUAGUCUCAGCCAGGGCCAGAUAGAGGUGAUGCUCCAUAGACGACUUUGGAACAACCAGGAGUGGAAUCUGGGGUAUAAUCUGACCCUGAAUGACUCCUCAGUGGUGCGGCCAGUUCUGUGGAUGAUGGUUGGCUCUCCUGCUGCAAUGGUCUCUCUCUAUCCACGAGCAGCACUACAGUUACAGCACAGGCCCGUGGUCUUAACUAUAGACAAACCUGAGAAACCAUGGAGUAGGAGAGUGUGCUGGAAUGGACCCAAUGUCCAACCUGUAGUUUUGCCUCAGAAUCUCCACCUGCAGUAUCUCAGUAUUCCUGGUUGGAGCUACAACCCAAAACACACCCAGCACCUCCGGGAUCUUGACUCUGGUGAAGAAAAAACAUCUAAAUCAGACUUUGAUUGGGUUCUCUUGAGGAUUACUCAUUUGUAUGAGAAAGCAGAGGAUCCUGUUCUGUCCAAACCUACCACCAUCAACCUAAAGGAAGUCAUGCAGGGAAUAGGGGAAAUAAAGGAAGUGCAGGAACGUUCCCUCACAGGAACCUGGGAUAUUAAAGAUAUCCAGAGAUGGAGCUGGAGGACGACUGAGAAGGGACAGAACACUGAGAGCACCAGCUCCUUUCAAGGUGUAACCAAGGACUUCAGUGUAACCAUAUCACCAAAAGAGAUCAGAACUUUCUUGCUUUACUUUAAAUAGUAGUCUGUAGUCUGUCCUUUCACUUGUUUGUUCACUCACUGGCAAGAAUCAGUUACAACACAAAACUGGUGUUGGUGUAAGGGAAAAACUUUCCUUAAAUCUUGGAUGAACCUUCUCUUAACAUAAACAUGACUAUUUUUCCUGAAUGGCCAGUUUCUUAAACUCGGAUUCCUGGUGGUGAAAACCUUUAGGCAUCUUCUGUGAAGAUUAUUAUAUUCAACUGUUUCUGUGUUCCUUAAAGUGAUUUAUUGAUGAUGGUUAAUUUUUUUCCAUCUUGCAAUCUUUUUCCUUGAG